AAGAGGCAUUGGGCGCGGCUUGUCCUUGUGUACUUACUCGCGCAAGGUGUAUAGCGCAUGUAUGAUUUCUCAUCCGUUCGUUCAGAGGGAAGUCUAUAAGCAGAGGAAUCUCUCGUUGAAUAUGUGAAUCUUAUUCCCUAAUUGACUAUCGCACUACUGCCCGGCAUGGACAACUCAAGAAGGGUAUUACUGGGCGUGUUAGCGGCGUCAUCUGCCUGUUUUCACGGCGCAGACGCCUACUGGCGCAUGUCCUGCUCCAUUAUCCAAACCGGCCGACUAGAUCCUAACGUAUCCCCCGGCGCUGUUUCAGCCCAUGUCCAUAAGGUCUCCGGCGCAAGCAAUUUUGGUCUGUCGAAUACCUACGAAGACCUAAUUGCCUCGCAGUGCACCUCGUGCGAAGUGCAAGACGACAAGUCGAUCUACUGGACACCGCAGCUCUACUAUCAGCAUGCUAACGGAAGCCUCGAGGAAGUUCCCAAUGGCGGGACGGUCGUCUACUAUCUUGGGCGCGGAGAAAACCGGUCUAAUAUUGAACCUUUCCCACCCGGAUUCCGGAUGGUGUCAGGGGACCCAUACCUCCGAUCAAACGAUACCACAUCUUUUACUUACUCUGCCGGCGGAAACUCUGGAAGCCGUCUGGUGUCCGACCGCGUGUCCUUUGCGUGUCUUGAUAGUUCGGGUAGCAUCCCGGAACAGAACUACAUGUUCCGCACCGAUUGCAACAACGGUCUUCGUGCUCAGAUACAAUUCCCAUCAUGCUGGAACGGGCAAGACUACCAACUUGACCAGUCGCACGUGGCAUAUAUGUCCGGUAUCGACAAUGGCGUCUGCCCGCCUUCGCAUCCAAGACAGCUGGCGCACUUAUUCUUCGAGGUCAUUUAUGGUGUGAAUGACAUAAAUAAGGAGGCAGGCGGGCAAUUCGUCUUCGCGAAUGGUGAUCCUACCGGAUUCAGUUUUCACGGAGACUUCAUGAACGGCUGGGAUACGGAAGUUCUUGCUGAUGCUUUGGAGCAGUGCGUCAACGACGACUCUUCCAACGGUCAGAUCUCAAAAUGCCCGCCGCUAGCCAAGUCCCAGACGCCUUAUUACGCCACCAAUUGCCCAGAGCGUAAACCAAUUGUUAACGAGAAAGUAAAGGGGAUGCUGGAAUGUCUCCCCGGCUGUAACGUAGUUACACCUGGUCCCGAGAGAGCGAUUCAGCCUGUAUGUCCAGACACACCCUCUGUUAAUCCUGUAGAUUAUCACGAGUCCUAUACUAUGUUUAGUCCUUCUGCAGGACAGAAACUCGACGGGACUACGUUCUCUUUCGCAGGGUGCGCAUCUGAUAGCGGUAGUUCAAGGACAUUGAGUGGGCACUCGAUUGCAGCUGAUAAUAUGACCAUUGAGUACUGCACAUCAGUCUGCAAGUCUCAAGGUUAUCCCUUUGCAGGCCUCGAGUAUUCAAGGGAAUGCUAUUGCGGGAGUUCCCUUGGCAGCGCAGCUAUAGCGGAUUGCUCAACAAAAUCCCAGAUGAUAUGUGCUGGUAAUGCGACAGAGUGGUGCGGCGCACCAAACCUCUUAGCCAUAUGGAACGACACCUCCUAUUCGCAAUCCGUAACGACGCUUUUAGUCGAUACUACAACGAUUAACAACGGCAGCGCGACAUACAUGGGUUGUUUUAGCGAUCCAGGUGGAAACAAUAGAGCAUUAAGUAACGAUAGCAUGUUCGACACGGCAGCAAUGACGAACGAGAAGUGCGCAUCAUAUUGUAAAGGCAAGGGAUACUCGUUAGCUGGGACAGAAUAUUCGCAAGAGUGCUACUGCGGCAAUGUUAACACGGGCACUCUCAUCGCAGAUAGUAGUCGGUGCGACAUGAAGUGCAAAGGGGACUCGCGUGGAUUUUGUGGUGGUAGCCUCAAAAUGAGUGUUUGGAGUCUUGCUCAAGCUUCGCCGAGUCAGUCCCAGUCUGCUACACCACAGCCCACCCAGACAGAGUCGAUCCAGGGAAAUAACAACGUUCUGAGAGCAGCAAAUGGGACCGCUACUUAUCUCGGAUGCUAUACAGACAGCGCCUCGGAUGGGCGUACAUUAGCAUGACUUGUAAAGGAGAUAUAACAGAGUGGUGUGGUGUUUAGGUAGUUCCAGGAUCAGCA
This is a messenger RNA of Daldinia vernicosa, 2132 nucleotides long. RefSeq lists its product as uncharacterized. NCBI's taxonomy places the organism in Eukaryota, Fungi, Ascomycota, Sordariomycetes, Xylariales, Hypoxylaceae. The record is from RefSeq and is a predicted model, not a curated record. The coding region runs from base 166 to 2076 and encodes 636 amino acids. The transcript has a single exon.